Symbiodinium sp. CCMP2592 is the source of this 1089-nucleotide messenger RNA. NCBI's taxonomy places the organism in Eukaryota, Dinophyceae, Suessiales, Symbiodiniaceae. The record is from the annotation of a GenBank genome assembly.
AUGCCGCACAUUGUGGAUCGUAUGGUUGCCCCGGACUGUUUGCCGGAAGCCAUGAUGGCACGGAGCGGAGGCCACGUGGAGGUGGCCAGUGUAGGUGCCAAUUGGAAUGUUGCUGCGCGAUCUUACUUGAGAGACCCCUCUGAUGAGGCGGCGAGGGCGAUUGCGCGGGAUGUUUUUGAUGGACCUGUCGAGGAUGAUGCUCUGGUUGUGGUGAUUGACACCCUGAAGAUUUAUAAUCCUGAGAAGGGUGGUAAGGGUAAGCAGGAUCAGCGCUGGCAUGUGGGCUCUCACGCGGCUAAUCUCAAUGGAUGCGUGAGCGACGAUCGCAUUGUGCGUGUUAUGCGUGAUGUCAUUGCUUUCGUUCGUGAAUGCCCUGGCCGAAGCGUUUUUAUCUUGUCCCUUUGCAAUCAGAGUCGUCACAGGUCCGUCGCAGUGGCAGAGCACAUCGGUUAUAACCUGAAUUGCAGCGUGACACAUACCGGGCAGUACAACGGUUCGUGGUCUGCGAUGAAUGGACCUUGCCGUGGAUGGUGUAACAUGUGCCGCCACAUUGGUGAUGAGGUCAGAGCGGAGGCUCAGGGUAUCUACAGCUCCGUAGCAGAUCGUAUCAGUUCCAUUUCCGGCGAAGCUCCGGAGUGGUUUUGGAUCCAUGGCGACGUGAAGACGAAGGCCAUGCCGAGAGAGCCGGCGAAUCCGCCACCGAGGGCUGUUCCUGGUGUUCUUGCUGCGAAGGCUAUCGCCCCAUCUGUCCCUGCCAUUGCGAAGUCAUCUGCUGAGACAGGCAGAGGCAUCUUCAUCGUCGAAUGCCAGGUUGGAAGAUCAGGUGCAGAGCUUGACGCGGAAGGUAUAGGCGUGACAGCAGAUCGCGUUCGAGGGUGCCAGAGCCAAAGACGCCACCCAGAAGAUCACGAAGUCGAUCCCCUCAUGAUGCACGUGGCCGUGGGUCGAGGGAUGCCACCGAUGGACGUGGUCGUGGGUCAAGUUCCGAUGCGAGAGGGAGCGCCGAUGCACGAGGCCGAUCAGAGGAGGCAUGGAGACAGCUCCCGGUUUAUCGCAGAGGCGACGAUUCCAGUUGGCGUGAUAGGGUGA